AUAGCGCGACGACGUGACUGCUGUUCGAAAGGAUGCCCCACGCCGCGCUUCAGAGGCGUACCAUCUUGUCAAACGAUGGGCUCAAGGACUUUCGGCUCUUGGCUCCUCCGGAUUGGCACCCCAUGCUUGUUUGGCCGUCGCUGUCACAGCGCAUCUAUCAUUUCCUCCACUCGCCGCUGCACGAUCUCCGGCAGGUCCGGGUCUUGCUCGCUAGUCGAAAUAGCACAAUUUCGGCUCUCGGAUCUCGACUUCCUUCUGCCUGAACCUUUUUGUCGCCCCCUCUCUACCACUUGCUCCGGUCUGCGCCAUAUACACUGUUUCACCUUCCCUCUUCUCCUAACACCUCACCCAUCAUGACCACAUCGCAACCGCAGCUCACCGUACAUCACCUGCAGCGCGGCCAGUCGGAGCGCAUCCUCUGGCUUCUCGAGGAGCUCUCUUUAUCCUAUCACCUCGUCAUUCACAAGCGUGCCCCGCUUCUCGCCCCCGAAUCACUCAAAGCCGUCUCAUCGCAAGGUGUUGCUCCCGUCCUAGUUGACGGCGACUUGACUCUCAGCGAGAGCAUGGCGAUCGCGACGUGGAUCCUCAACAAGCACGCACCUGCAAAUCCACAAAGCGCAGCUGUUGCCUCCUCCCUCGUGCCAGGACCGGACAGUCCCAACUAUGCGCCUUACCUGUACUGGCUCUACUUCAUCCUCACGAGCGUCCAGCCCGCGCAAUCUUGCUGCAUGAUGGCCUACUUUGACCAGAACCUCACAGACAAGCCCGACUCAAUUGCCAAGGCAGCCCCCCGAGGCAGGCUGCAAAAGUUCCUAGGCAUGCUAGAGGAGCGACUGGCAUCUUCCCCUUACUUGGCGGGCGAGGAGUUUACCUUGGCAGAUCUCAUGGCCCUCUGGCCGUUGGCGGGAGCGAGAACCUUCAUUCCGUAUAGUCUGGCAAGAUACCCAAAGGUGCUGGCGUACGUGCAGAAGGUGGCUGCUAGGCCUGCUUAUAGGAAGGCGAUGCAGAAGGGAGAUGAAGGGCUGCCGAUUCUGGAUGGCGCUGAGCCGGUCGAGAGGAAGGCGCACUUCUGAUGAGGUGAUCAGAGGGAGAGCCAGGCAAGUAGAGCGCAGCCGAAGACGUGGACAUGAGAAUGAGAUAUGAGAUAUUCUGAGAAUACAACAAGAGUGGAGAAGAUGUCAUAGACGCGCGAGCUCGGUCCUUCUCGUCGUCGCCAAGCCCGCUUGACGAGGGAGGAGGCGGGGGUGACGGGUGCGUCUAAUCCGGAUGA
Molecule: messenger RNA, 1270 nt
Organism: Jaminaea rosea
Lineage: Eukaryota; Fungi; Basidiomycota; Exobasidiomycetes; Microstromatales
Product: putative glutathione S-transferase
Exons: 1
Coding region: 354-1073 (239 amino acids)
Source: RefSeq, a predicted model, not a curated record